Molecule: messenger RNA, 3470 nt
Organism: Synchiropus splendidus (mandarinfish)
Lineage: Eukaryota; Metazoa; Chordata; Actinopteri; Syngnathiformes; Callionymidae
Gene: ttc34
Product: tetratricopeptide repeat domain 34
Exons: 8
Coding region: 261-3470 (1069 amino acids)
Molecular function (GO): protein binding
Source: RefSeq, a predicted model, not a curated record
AUAGCAACCGGAUCAGCGCCCCUGCGACGGCAGCCAGAACCCGCUUUGUUCGGGACAAACCGCCGCUCUUUCUCCCCGAUAUCGACCUGCUAACAUAUUAAAACCCAGAAUUUCACCCAUCUGUUUUUACAGUUCUAUUUUCAGAGCCGUGUUGGGGCGCUUCUGUCUGCAGUUGUCGAGCUUCCAAACCAGGGUUCCUGCAUGGCGCCUCAGUAGCAUCAUCCGAUGACGUCACCAGGGUGAUACCUGCCACCGAGAAGAUGACGACAGCUGUGGUUCGACCGCUCAACGUGUCCGCGCUCUGUGAGGAAGGAGACAAGUUCUUGGCUGCCGGAGAGCUGGGCAGGGCCACCUCCUUCUACAUGUCUGCCUUCAGCACCCACGUCUCCUCCACCGUGGCCCACAUGAGGAAGUUGGACAGCUCCGCUCUGGACGCUGUGACUGCUACGCUGGAAGACUGGCUGGACGGUAAAGACAGGCCACCGGUGGAGGGUCUGAACAAAGGUCUGCUGGCGGUCUUCCUCUCCACGGUUUGUCCCAAUAAUCUGUCAGCCACCAUUUUCAAGAUGGAGUCUCUUCUUAGUGGAGGUCACAGCUGCGAGGAGAUCUUCUCGCGCUGCAGCGCACUGCUGGAAGGAAAGAGGAGCCCUCAUCCGGACGGUUCCUCUCGCCUCCUGCUGGAGGUCACGCGUGCUCUGGCCAGGUUGUUCUCAGACCCUGAGCAGGGCCUGAAGCUUUACCUGAGUGUCUACCACAGGAACAAAUCAGAAAUGGUCAGACUGGUGAGACGCAGGCAGUCAGCGCACUUGGACAGGAUCCUGAGAACAUUCACGGAGCAGAUCUCUGAUGAGAGCAAGACGAGCCUGAGCGAGGACCAUGCUUCCGACACGAUCGCGCUGUUGCUGGAGCUCUUACCAGGAAACGCUGAAGUGCUGGAACUCCAUGCGUCACAUUUGUUCGGGGCCGGCAGAUUCGGGGAAAGUGCCGACGCGUAUCUUACCAUCCUUUCGGAGAAACGUGACUCUACUAAAGAGGCACCGGAGAGAAGAGCGCGGCUUUUAACAGGUCUGGCGGCGGCGUACUUCUCAGCAGGUGGACAGGUUCCAGAGGCGUGCAGGAGUUUGGGUGAGGCGUUCGAGACCCACCCUGCUUGUGCCAGACUUCACUUCCAAAAGCUCUUCACAGAUCUGGGAACAGGAACGAUGUCUCGCAGCCAUCUCCGACAGCAGGCAGAGAGAGGUCUCUCUAGCUUCAGGGAGAAGGUUCUCCUGCGUUCUGACUUGAGGUCCACGGAAGGUGUGGAGCUCUUGGACCCUGUCAUCACUCUCUUACGAACUAUGUGCCAUUUAGAGGCGGACGGAGGAGGAAGGGAGCUUCGUGUGCUACUGGCUGAAUGUCUUCUUCUCAGAGGGGAGCACAAAGAAGCGCUUUCAGUCUGCAGCCAGCUGGCUGCUGCCAAAGGUCAGCAGAGCUACCAGAACACAGUGCAGGUUCUCCGUGGAUAUGCUCGGCUCCUCACAGACGACCCUAAGGGAGCACUGGAGGACUUCCAGGCUGUGAUCGAGCACAACACCCCACACCCAUCCAGCUGUGUGCGGGCACUCUGUGGCCGGGGGCUUCUCCGCAUGAUGGACAGCUUCAGCUACCUAACUGCGCUGGACUACAUGACGGCAAGCAGGCUGCAACCUCAGGAGACGGCACUGACGGUCCGCUGCCUGGUGCCGUGGAACUCCCGGGGACUUCUUUUUACCGUGCUGCUGGAGCAGGGGCGAGUCAUGCUGGAAGAAGACCAUGCAUCCUCAUCGAACAGAGAAGCCAACCAGACUGAGGUGGACCACCAACCCAGAAGAGACCAGCACAAAGAGAAAACUCCGGCCGGUGUCCACGCCCUGGCGGCGCUGCUGAUGGACCUCCAGCCAAGUGCUGAUGGACCUCAGAUCCUUGCUGCAGAUGCCUUGUAUCAGCUUGGCCGUGUGGAGGAGGCGUACAGACUGCUGCUGUCGAUAAGUCCUUCCAGCCCAAGGGCCCCGAUUUUAGCUCGCCUCGCCAUUCUCCAACUCCACAGGGGCUUCCUCUACGACACCAAUCAGCUCCUGAAGAAGCUCAUCCAGUGUGGCGACACCAGUUGCUUGCGCCCUCUGCUGGCAGUUGCGCAGCCGAAGGAUUGCUCACUUCUAAAGGUCCACUGCCACUCUGCAGCCAAACGCAUCCUGGAGGCCACCAGAGAUGAGAGCGCCGUCAGGGAGGCUGUGGCCUACCUCUCCAUCGCCAUCAUUGUGUCAGGCGGUGACGCGGCAGACUCUUUGCUGGAGAGAGCGCGGUGCUACGUCCUGUUGGGUCAACGGAAGAUCGCUGUGUUUGACUUCAACGCCAUUCUCAAGGAGAACCCAAAACACAUCAAGGCCCUUUGUGGGAGGGGUUUCACCUACCUGAUGCUGAACCAGCAGAAGGAAUGCACCAGCGAUAUACUGCUGGCUCUCCAGAUCAACCCUGACGUGGUCACUGAAGACAUCUUGUCCCUCAAAGAGCGAGCACGGCAGCUGCUCUGCGACUGGCUGCACCAGCACUGCAGGACAACUCUGACGGACAGUGUGUGUCCUCAGCCUCCCGCAGCUCCAGAGCAGCUCCUCAGAAACACUUUAAAAAUCAGUAAAGCUCUGGUGAGGACUGACCCCAGAGAUCCCAGAUGGCAUCUUGUCUGCAUCGACGUCUUGCUGGCCAGAGGUGAGGUCAAGCCUGCCGCUGCUCAUCUGAGCCAGGUGUUUGGGCAGGAGCCAAGAGAUGCGGGGGCCCAGGGUCGGGUGGGUGUGGUGGAGGCAUGGCAGCAGAACUUCUGCAGCGCGGCGUGCCGACUCAGCAAGCUGGCUGAGAAAGAUCCAGGAUGUCUGGAAUUCACCCUCAAACUGGUUCCUCUUACUCAGCAGAAACACCUGGCUCAGGCAGCAGCUCAGGAGGCCAGUGAGCUUUCGUCCCGUGGGCGCUGGGAUCAUGCACUCCCCCUCCUGACCGUUGCACUCGAAGCAGUCAGCAGUCACAGACUCCAGUACGUCCGUCAGCGGUCGCUCUGCCUCGCGCAGCUGGGUUUACACCAGCGAGCCGUCGCUGACCUGGAUCGGGUCAUCCAGAAGCACACGGGCUCCGAGUCUUCCGAGGAGUUGGUGGAGGAUCUGUGCCGCCGAGGCCAUAGCUUCAUCAUGUGCUCCAGAGAGGGUCCAGCUCUGGAGGAUUUCCGCCGGGCCCUGGACCUGCACAGGGAGCGGACCCUGCAGUGCGUGGAGGCGGGUCUGGGGAGGGCGAGACUGGCAGAGUGCUUCCUGAGGGGGGCGCUGCAGCAGUACGGGGAGCAGCAGCUGAGCACAGCGUGGACUCUGAUCGAGUGUGGACUGGUUAUGGAUGUCACUAAUGUUGACCUUCGUAGGCUGAGGGCCAAGGUCAAACGGGAGGUGGCCAGUCCCUGCAAUGUCAACUAG